Phoenix dactylifera (date palm) is the source of this 883-nucleotide messenger RNA. NCBI's taxonomy places the organism in Eukaryota, Viridiplantae, Streptophyta, Magnoliopsida, Arecales, Arecaceae. The record is from RefSeq and is a predicted model, not a curated record.
GCAAAGCAUUGUCUAGAGAUAUGGCACUGAAGGUAGCACUUUAUGUUGUGUUGAUAUCGACAAUGGCUCUUCACAACAAUCUUGGAGCAAGAGGUGAAGACCUAAUACAUCAUGACGGUCCUCUUCCAAAAGUUGAAGGCUUGAGUGAAACCAGAAGGAUCCUCCGCAAAGUUCCUACUGGCCCAAACCGACGACACAAUUUUAAAUCUCCUCCUCCUCAAAUAGCUAAAGGUUGGAGUGGAACCGUUGGGAUCCUCCAUGAAGUUCCUAGUGGCCCAAACCCGAUACAGAAUCUUAUUGCUCCUCCUCCUCAAAUAGCUGAAGGUUGGAGUGGAACCGUUAGGAUCCUCCAUAAAGUUCCUACUGGCCCAAACCCACUACAUAAUUUUAUAUCUCCUCCUCCUCAAAUAGCUAAAGGUUGGAGUGGAACUUUUGGGAUCCUCCAUCAAGUUCCUAGUGGCCCAAACUCGAUACAGAAUCCUAUUGCUCCUUCUCCUCAAAGAGCUGAAGGUUGGAGUGGAACCAUUGGGAUCCUCCAGGAAGUUUCUAGUGGCCCAAACCCGAUACAGAAUCCUAUUCCUCCAACAGGCGGAGGUGGGGGUGGAACCAAUGGAAUAGUUCCUACUGGUCCAAAGUCGCUACACAUUAAAACUUCUCCGACUGCUAGAGAUGGGGGUGCAACCAAUGGGAUCUUGCAAGCUAGUCCUUGAGGCUGCGACUUAAAUCAUCAUCCUCUUUCAAAUAAUCAAAAUGCUGCUAUAUGCUCGCAUGAAGUGAUGCAUAAUAACGAAAGCUGUUGCAAGCUUUUGGUUGGUGUAUGCUAAAAAGGCUUAUAAAGGAUACAUUUCAACUUUUUCUGUUCUUCCUUCCUGAUUGAAAACUC